This is a messenger RNA of Aureobasidium pullulans EXF-150, 640 nucleotides long. RefSeq lists its product as uncharacterized. The record is from RefSeq and is a predicted model, not a curated record. The coding region runs from base 129 to 485 and encodes 118 amino acids. NCBI's taxonomy places the organism in Eukaryota, Fungi, Ascomycota, Dothideomycetes, Dothideales, Saccotheciaceae. The transcript has a single exon.
UGGACCCAACACUUAUCGAUACUGAUUCAAACCCGUACGACCUGAAAGCACCAACCAUCCUCUCACUUUGACUCACCAUACGACUAACUGCCAAAUCACAUCACGACAACCUCCCCAAAGCAAAACCCAUGACAACCUCACCACCUCCACCUCCUCCCUCCCUAAAAAUCCUAAAAGCCCACUCUCCAACUCUGACGAAGUUACUCAAAGCCCGUCCCGCGCCUAUUCGAGAAACAGCAUUGAUUUCCGCAGCCACAUCACGCACGAAACCGAUCAAACCGGCGGCGGGAGAUUGUUGUGGGAGUAGUUGUGAUCCUUGCGUUAUGGAGUUGUUUGCGCAGGAGUUGAAGGUUUGGAAGGAGUGUGUUUUGUUGAGGGAGGUUGUGGGGACUGAGGAGGGGGAUGAUGGGGAUGUUAAAGAGGAAGAGGAAGAGGAAGUGGGAAAAUUGGAGAAUUGUAAAGUUCCUGGGGCUUUUGAGUGGUGAUGGUGGAUAUCGACGAGGAAAGAUAAAUUUCAUCUCGAGAGCUCGGAAGGGAUACUCGGUUUCGCUGCCCUUCAUUGCUACUUCCUCGCAGACAUCUCGUCGAGAUCGCCACGCUUCAUUGGAUCCAAUAACAGAAGGAACGAAGCAGCAUCAGC